AUGUCGUCGACCCUCAGCGUGAUAGACGAAAUCAAAGUCGAGAGCUCUGAUACCGCAGAGUCAGUCAUGUCCACCGAUUCUGAGACAAGGGAAGGAAGUACCAGUGACAGUGACGGUACAACUUCAGAAGAAGGCAGCUAUGAUGCCUCUGCUACGUGGCCAUAUCGAUUUGCUAUGGAUAACAACUGCGGACAAUUCGGCUCCCGCCGUCCGUUGUCGCCUCCGUAUAAAUACCCAAUUGAUAGUCACGCUGGACCGAUGCUGAUCGAGGAGAGCUGGAAAACCUUUUGUGGUGUGUGCGGCACAUGCAUCACCCUCGAGGACGAGCAGAAUCUGAUGUGGGCAACCGGCAGUUAUGGCUCGUACGGAGGCUCGGUUCUAGCGCAGCCUGAUGAUGCUGGAAAUAGAGAGUUCCAGAAGCUGCAGGCGCCGGAAGCUGAUAGUGAUGGACACUAUGCUUCUCGCCGGGAUUUUGGUAUCAUGCCCAAGGCAGGCUGGACCGGCUUGUACCGCGUUGUGAUCUGUCACACCAGACUCGCAGCAAAGCGUGACAUACCUCGGUACCAUGUCUCAGGCGUUGGCCGAUAUCAUCUUUGGGACAGCGACCCGGGCGCGCGUAAAUUGAGCAAAAACUUGGAGUAUAAGGACAGUAGGGGAGUUCUAAACAACGAGCCGGUCUUCACCGUGCCCUGGAAGAAAGACGACCUGCUUGUGGACCGGCAGCACUUUUAUAACAAACUCAUCCCGGAUGAUAAAAAGGACAUGACCAAGAGCAAGCCCCUUGUCAAACGUGUCAACGUGUACCCGGCGCACUUCUACAACAGUGAUUUCCAGCACUUGUAUCCCCACGGAUUCCCAAUACAUGCUCACUGCUGGAGCCUCGCUGAGCGUGUAAUUGGUGGUGAUCGGAUUGAAAAGGACCUUGAGCUGUUCAUUCGUAUCCUGCAGCAGCGAUGGGAGGACGAGAAUAUCAUCCAGAACAGCAGACAGCUCAACGAGUGGAUUAUCGACAGGUACUCUUACUUAGCCAGAAGUGAAUAUGACUGUGACCUCCAGCUGGUUGCUAUCCGAGACCCCAUCACUGUCCACGAAGUCGAAGAAAUCAUCGCCGAAAGCGCCAAAAGAUACUCACUGCUCAAGGACAAACAGGGAGAUGCGCCGACCAUCGUCACGGCGAAUUACGCUCUAUUCACCAUCCCUUACGAGGUCUGGGCGGGCAUCUUUGAUUGCCUGCACUACAGCGAACUUGUCAAAUUUCUGAGUGUGACACGCAUCCAGAUGCCGCCGUCGUACUGGCGGUCCCGCGCCCCGAGAGAUAUCAUCUGGGAAUUGGACGAUAUCGAUUGUGGGACGACCCCGGUCGACUGGCAGCACCUGUGCCUGCGUGCAGAGCGUCUGUGCGACGAAUCUCUUGGCCUGGUUAAUCGCCAGCGCAUCUGCAAUGUCUUGAAAGAAGUCGGCACCAAGCUGGAUUUUUUCUCCGAUGUAGAAGUUGCUGAUAACCAGGCUCGAGAGGCUGCUAGUCCAACUCCAGAAACGCUUAGUGAAGCCUCUACUGUUAGACACGACCUGUGUCAUGGGGGUAGCGACUCUGAGGAAGAACUAGGCCUGACAGAAUGGGACGACGAAUACGCGAAGAAGGACUAUUUAGUAGUAGCUGAGUGGGAUGGAAAUUAG
This is a messenger RNA of Talaromyces rugulosus, 1677 nucleotides long. RefSeq lists its product as uncharacterized. The record is from RefSeq and is a predicted model, not a curated record. Lineage: Eukaryota; Fungi; Ascomycota; Eurotiomycetes; Eurotiales; Trichocomaceae. Bases 1 to 1677 code for a protein of 558 amino acids. The transcript has 2 exons.